Messenger RNA from Labrus bergylta (ballan wrasse), 3230 nucleotides. It is a transcript of the gene cln8, whose product is annotated as CLN8 transmembrane ER and ERGIC protein. The record is from RefSeq and is a predicted model, not a curated record. Lineage: Eukaryota; Metazoa; Chordata; Actinopteri; Labriformes; Labridae. Gene Ontology annotation, molecular function: ceramide binding. Gene Ontology annotation, biological process: nervous system development; phospholipid metabolic process; lipid homeostasis. Gene Ontology annotation, cellular component: membrane; endoplasmic reticulum.
ACCAAAUUGAAGUCGGAUGAUGUGCAUUUCCCUCCGGUAACUUGCAGUUACAACGUCGGAACACCGUGUUCAGCAUUGGUGGUGAGUGACCCACACACCAUGCAUCCUCCAGCCCCUGCUUACAGCCCCACAUACAGCUGAGCCUCCCUUUCGCCUGAGCUCCAGGAUCCUCCAGGAUCCUCCAUUAACACCAUGGAUCCUGGCCAGCAGAGCAACACUCUGCUCCAGCCAAGUGAAGAAUACUUCGCAUGGGACUAUCGCCUCCAGUUUAUAGGCCUGGGCUUUGCCUUCUAUGUUGCAAUAUUCCUUCUUUCCCACCUCCUGUCUUCGGCUGUGUCCUGCACCUACAACUCCCUGCUAGCUAAGGAGCAGGUUUUCUGGAACCUCGCUGCGACUCGGGCAGUAUUUGGCAUCCAGAGUACUAUAGCGGGACUCCGGGCUCUGACCCAGGACUCAAUGUUGUUCAGAGACAGGGUGAGGGGACAAGAAGACUGGUCGUGGUUCAAUGUCCUCACAGCUACAGGUUUCUUUGUUUUUGAGAACGUAGCUCUUCACACCUCCAGUGUGGUAUUUCGGUCAUUUGACCUCCCACUGGCGACGCACCAUUUCUUUGCCCUGUCAGGAUAUGCAGGGGCGGUGGUGUAUGAUUCCCUGGGACACUUUCUUCCAAUGGUCACGCUGCUGCUGGAGAUGAGCACACCUUUCACAUGUGUGUCUUGGAUGUUACUGAAGGCUGGUUGGGCCCACACCCUGUUUUGGAAAGCCAACCAAUGGGUGAUGAUCCACACGUUCCACUGUCGCAUGGUGCUCACCUACUACAUGUGGUGGGUAGCAGUGACCCACUGGAGAGAUCUCACCAAUCAUGUGGCCUUACCACAACUUCUAGUCUUCUUCACUGGCCUCGCCCUGCUCACGUUUAUCAUCAACCCAAUCUGGACACACAAGAAGACCAUGCAGCUUCUGAAUCCUGUGGACUGGAACUUUGGCAACAAGUCCACAGCUGUAAACGGCUCCAUCAAGGCUCAGUCGGGGGUUUCUGUCAAGCCCCACAACAGCUGAGGUGAAUCGAUGAGGUCAUUUCACAUCGGAAAAAUGCCACAUUUCUUUCUCUUUAUAAUUAAUACAUGAAAGAGCGAUGUGACUUUGAGAGUUGUGACAGUCGUAUUGUCCUUGUUUUGUAUGUUUUUAUACAACGGAACCGUAAGUGUUACAAGGGACAUAUGUUGUUUUCAAAAAAAAAAAAAAAGCCUUUAAAAGUUAACCAUGACAGUCUGGUACUAUAUUGAUCAAGUUUCGCACAAAGUAUUCAUUUUGAUAGAUUCAUUCAUUUUUUUUUUGGUGAAAGUUAAUAAAUUAUUUACCUAGUUAGCUCAGCCUUUCAAAGGUAGGUGUGGUAGUGUAGAGCAGUGGAAUGGGGGUCUUUCUUGUUUUCCAUUACCUUCAGGACACUGUUGUGACAGAGCCACCUUGCCAGUCACAUCAUAGCUGACCUAUUUUCACCAAGGUGAAAUACACAGCAAUUCUUGAAAAGCCAUUCAGAAGCAAACUCUUACAAAUUAUCUGUAUAUGCCAGUUUUCCUGAUACACACAUUUAAUUUCUAUGAGUUUGUAUCAAAUAAAAGGAAACAUGUAGUAGUUAAAUAACUUUGGAAAUCUUAGGUUUUCAUCCUUUAUGGCUUGAGGAGGUAUAACUCCAAAUAGAGUAAGUCUGUGUACAACCACAGCUUUUUUUCUAUUUGCAUUAAAUAUCCUCCAGAUUUUUCAGAUAAAAAAGCUUUGUAUGUGUUAGUAGCUUUUUUUUUACAAUAACAUCUUGACAUCGCACAAAUCAACACACAAUUCUCAUGAAUAAUUUGAUGUUGAUCAUACACGGCUCCAUUCCUGCUUUUACACCAGACACGGUUCUUCAGCACGGAUUGGGAAGCGUAUGCAGGUCAAGUAGUUUAGGUUGAAGAAAUUGGGUCCUUAAGGUCGAAUAUUAAAGCUAUUUCAUCAGGAAAGUGGACAAUUAGAUCAGUCUCUUCAAAAGGAGUCACAUUGGUUGUUUUUGACUGUGUAUCUUCUUUGAACAGAGAGGGAAGUAUUCACCGUUGUCAUGACAGGAAAGGCCCCGAAACAGAAUCUUCUUUGUUAGUGGACAAAGCUCAGGAUCGGUCCACUCUACAAAGGCUCUUUUGUUAAAAAUGGAGAUGUCAUGUUGCAAAAAUAAAGCUGCCUUGAUUCAAAAUAGCCAAGCAGCAUGUUGAUCAUGACUAUUGUUGGGUGUUAUGUUUCAAAUAAAGCUUUAGUUUUUGUUUUUCUUUUCUUUCAGUUUUAGAUACAUGAUGAUUUAUACAUCGGUCACAUUAAUUGUUUUGUUUGUUUUACACAAUAACCUCAUUGUACUGGAAAGCUUGAGAUUGUUUAUUUGGCUUGGCUGCUGUCAUGUAUCAGACACACAAUGUUUUUAUUGAGUUAUUACUCUGCUCUAAGUUCUCAAAUUUCUCAGUCUUUUGCUAUAACAGCAUUGCUAACGUAGCGGUAUGUCAUUAUGUUUAUAAGCUCUAGAAUUUUACCAUUAGUAUUAAGUUAGUUACAAUGUGCAUCUUUACAAUAUACUGCAACAUAAUUAGUUCAUCCUGAAGGUUGACUCAAAUGACCAAAUUAAGUAUUUAAAUUAGAUUACAGCAAUAAUUAGGGGACAGUUUUAGACAUUUAAAGUGUAAUUUAGUGUUUUGACUUUUUGAUUUUUAAUCAGAUGAGCUGAUUCACAUGUUUAACUUUGCUGAGUUAAAUCCAGAAACGGGAAGUUUUUUUUUUUUUAAUCAGCCACAGCCAGACAAUUGGAACCUGUGUCAUAACUCAAUGAAAACUGAAGAAAAGCAACACACUGUUUCGUUGAGUAAAUCACUGUAAUCGGUGCAUCAUGCAGCCUCAGUGACUAAGGCAACACAAAGAAGUUUUAAGACAUGUAUUUAUGACAUUUUAAGUUUUCUUCAUCUGUUUAUUCUUGAUUUAAUAUCAAGAGAGUCUUUAAAUGCUUACUGUACAUGUCACCUUACUUGUACAUUACUGCCAAAAUAACUUAACUAAAGAUAUUCUUGGGUUGUCACUUUGCCUCUUUUUCAUAUGACCAUAUCAGGUGGGUGGAGGAGGGGCUGAAAUGAUAGCUGUUGUUUAGAAAAGAUUAACAUUCUAUUUGUGUAUGGAAAUGAAUUAAUUUCAGUAAAUAAAAUGUGUUUUCUCUAAUA